AUGGUGGUGCAGAACGUGGACUACGACUCGUUGCUGGCCAAUUCGACCAUCAUGGAGUCGUUCAAGCUGGCGUGCGCUGAGGCAGUUGCAGCGCAAGCAGGCCAAGGCAUCGCGGCCAGCGAUGUGUAUGUGACAGUGUACGACGGCUCCGUGAUCGUCUCGGCCCUUGUCACAGUUCCGGAUACGAGUUCCGCGGCCACAGUAGCCGACAACUUGGGCUCAUUCGACUCUCUCGCCGACGCGGUGUUGCAGGCAGUGCAGGCCGUGCCUGGCAUCGUGACCGUCCAGACUGGUGCAAUCGGCGUCAUACAGACGACCACCACCACCGCGCUCGGCAGCACCACCCUGCCGCACAAAGAAGACGAAGAGGGGACCGUCAACGUCGCCAGCGUUGUGAUGUUUGGUCUGGGGGUCAUCUGUGUUGGUGGGGUGUGUGGCGUAGUCCUCGCGCGGGCUACCAGGAGAAAGGGCGAGGUUUCGGAGUUCUGCGAGGUCUUCGAUGUCGCUUCGCCCAAAAACACGCAGAGUGCCGUCACGCAGAAGCUCUUCAAACACGUUGUACAGGGGAAGGACCCAGAUCAGUUCAAAGAGGUUGUCGCGGUGCCAUCAUCGCCGCGACCGUCCGAAGUUCCUGGAGGCCCGCCCGAAGAGGAGCAGCCCCCUGGCAUGGCGCAGUGGGCCGGCUACCGCAGCGCCGUGACGCGCAGCCGCCGGUCGUCGCGCACGGGCACGUCGCUGGCCUUCGAGGACGCCGCGAUCGGGCACCUCGUCGCCCGCGCCGCUCGGAGCCCAGACGCCGCGGGCAGCCUUCGCAGCAGCCCGGGCACGACGGCAGCGCCUGCCCGUCCGCGGCCCUCCGCUGGGCCCCCUCUGCUCGGCCGCGCCUGGCCAGCACGGCGGCCGCCCAGGCGCCCAGCACGGCGGGCGCCUGGCCAGCACGGCGGCGGCCAGCACGGCGGCCGCCACGUGCCGACCGCCGCGCGGUCGUCCAGCUGGGCCUCUCAGCACGCGGCCUCCGGGCUCCUUCCUGCCCCCCUCGCUCGAGGACCCGGCCGAGCCCGAGCCGCCCGACCAUUGUGCGCGGCCCGAGCCCGCGGGGCCGCCGGUGUCGGCCACCCUGUCGUUCGGCGAGGCGGCGUCGAACCCUUUACGUUUAUGCCGUUUGUAAUCAUUCGAUCCGCGUCGUCCUCCGGGGGGGUGCGAUGA
This is a messenger RNA of Prorocentrum cordatum, 1206 nucleotides long. The record is from the annotation of a GenBank genome assembly. NCBI's taxonomy places the organism in Eukaryota, Dinophyceae, Prorocentrales, Prorocentraceae.